Messenger RNA from Symbiodinium sp. CCMP2592, 432 nucleotides. The record is from the annotation of a GenBank genome assembly. NCBI's taxonomy places the organism in Eukaryota, Dinophyceae, Suessiales, Symbiodiniaceae.
AUGGUCAGCGAAGCAAAGGUGAGUGUCAAUCAAGAUUCCAGCAGAGCUCAGGCUAUGAAGUUGCCAACUCCCGUGCGCUGGCCGGAGUCUGCAGUGAGCUUUCUGCUGAUCGGCGGUCAGGACAAUUUCAGGGGACGCCUCAGUGUGGAAGACUACGUGGCAGAGACAAGGAGCCAUGUUCCACUGGCCAACAAGACCACCGCCAUCUUGUUCGUCCAGGAAAUGACGCACAUGCCGCAGCAACCCUUGCUACGAGGCGUCCUGCGACUGAUGCUGAAAGCCAUCGCCUCCUGGAAGGUGGAGGGCAAGUUGCCCUUGGAGCAGUUCCGGAACAUCCUGGCCUUCCUGAGACAGGAGCAGUGCAGCUACGAAUGCCCGGGAGAGACAUUCCGUGUCGUUGUGCUGCUGGCCGCUUCCUUGCAACAACUGUGA